Molecule: messenger RNA, 1293 nt
Organism: Varanus komodoensis (Komodo dragon)
Lineage: Eukaryota; Metazoa; Chordata; Lepidosauria; Squamata; Varanidae
Gene: RPE
Product: ribulose-5-phosphate-3-epimerase
Exons: 6
Coding region: 223-969 (248 amino acids)
Biological process (GO): carbohydrate metabolic process; pentose-phosphate shunt, non-oxidative branch; pentose-phosphate shunt
Cellular component (GO): cytosol
Molecular function (GO): D-ribulose-phosphate 3-epimerase activity; metal ion binding
Source: RefSeq, a predicted model, not a curated record
UGCCUGGCCGUAGACGGCCCUCUCGCUUCUCCUGGAGAUGACUGAGGGCCGAGGGGAGUUUUACGGAAAGCAGAAACGAGUCCUGGAUUUGGUGCGCCUCUUCCUAAGUCCUCGUGCGCCUGCAUAGCGGCGGGCUUGGGAACUGCAUUUCCCAUAAACCUUGCUGCAGCUGGCACCGCCUCAUUACUGGCGAAGUCAGAGGCGCUGCGGCUCUUCCGGGGCAUGAUAGUGGAAGGACUGCCUAGCGCCGGGGUCCUUCCAGCCAGCUGGCCGGAGUGCGCCAUGGGUUCCGGGUGCCGGAUAGGUCCGUCCAUCCUCAACAGCGACUUGGCGGCGCUGGGUAGCGAAUGCACCCGCAUGAUGGACUGCGGAGCAGACUACCUGCACCUGGAUGUAAUGGACGGGCAUUUUGUCCCAAACAUCACUUUUGGCCAUCCUGUUGUAGAGAGCCUUCGGAAGCAGCUGGGUCAGCAGCCCUUCUUUGAUAUGCAUAUGAUGGUUGCUAAACCAGAACAGUGGGUGAAACCAAUGGCGGUGGCAGGUGCAAAUCAGUAUACAUUUCACAUAGAAGCUACAGACAAUCCAGGGGCACUCAUUAAGGAUAUAAGAGAAAAUGGAAUGAAGGUUGGUUUGGCUAUCAAGCCGGGAACCACAGUAGAAUAUUUAGCGCCAUGGGCCAAUCAAAUAGAUAUGGCCUUAGUUAUGACAGUAGAACCUGGAUUUGGAGGACAGAAAUUCAUGGAAGAUAUGAUGCCAAAGAUUCAGUGGCUGAGAACACAGUUUCCUUCUUUGGAUAUUGAAGUGGAUGGUGGUGUAGGUCCUGACACCAUUCAUAAAUGUGCUGAGGCAGGGGCAAAUAUGAUUGUGUCUGGAAGUGCUAUAAUGAAGAGCGAUGACCCCAGAGCUGUGAUUAAUCUGCUAAGGAACGUGUGUUGUGAAGCUGCUCAGAAGCGCUCUCUUGACCGAUGAAAUCAGAUUAUUACCAAAAAGGUUAUUAUUCAUGUAUAUGUAUAGAUGGGAUAAUCAUUGUAAAAUCAGCAAGACUGCAGUACUGAAGAGCCAUUCCUUCAUUUGUGGAAGCAAGCAGCAACACACAGACUGCCCUGCAGCCUGGAGUUAUAUUGAUCUAACUUGACUUGACUUUUCUAAUACAAAUUACGGAAGUUUUUGCUUGAGGAUUCUUUUGGUUGCCAUUUGCCAUGGAACACAAAUGUAUUUUGUUCUACAAUAAAUGCAAAUGUGUAUGUUCCUAAACAUUUUAAAUGCCUGAAAAUAAACACUUGACAUGGAAAA